AUGGGGGCUAAAGGAAAGAAGGGGGGCUCCGGUUCCCCAUCCAGUUCGCCUGGUGAAGGCGUCUGUGUGUCGGUGGAAACACAGCCACGACAUUACGAGUACGUUGGCAAGGUUCCUUCAGAGACCCUGUCCCCAAGCGGCAAUGCCGGUAAAGCUGUGCCAAAGGGCUCCGGCAACGGUACAACCAAGGGCGGCAGUGCAGCAAAGGGUGGCAGCGGUGGCAAAACCCAGGGUAAAAGUCCAGCAAAGGGCGGUGGCGAUGAAAGCGGGGCAAAAGGCAAUGCCUCAAAAGGUGGUGGCAAACCCGGUGGUAAGGAUGCAGCAACGGGUGGCAAAGCCGGCGGUGAGCAUGCAUCAAAGGGUGGCGGCCUGGGCAAGGGUGCAGUUGCAAAGGGGGUUGGAUGUAGCAAAGGCGACGGUAAGGAUGCAAGGAAGGGUGGCAAAGCCACCGGUGAGGAUGCAUCAAAGGGCUUUGGCAAAGCCAAUGGCAAGGAUGCAGUGAAGGGUGGUGGCAUUGCAGUUGCAACGCAGGGUGGAGGUGGCAAAGGUGAUGGUAAGGAUACAGCAAAGGGCAGCAAAGGCAUUGGUAAGGAUGCUUCAAAGGGUGGCUUGGGCCCCGCCGCAGUUGCAAUGAAGGGUGGAGGUGGCAAAGGCGAUGGUAAGGAUGCAGCAAAGGGCAGCAAAGGCAUUGGUAAGGAUGCAUCAAAGGGUGGCUUGGGCCCCGACGCAGUUGCAACGAAGGGUGGAGGUGGCACGGGUGGCGGCAAGGAUGCAGCAAAGGGCAUCAAAGGCAUUGGCAAGGAUGCAUCAAGGGGUGGCCUGGCUAAGGAUGCAGUUGCAAAGGGGGGUGGAGGUAGCAAAGGCGACGGUAAGGAUGCAACGAAGGGCCGCAACGCCAGCGGUGAGGAUGCGGUGAAGGGCGGUGGCGCCGGUGGCAAAGGCCAUGGUAAGGCUGCAGCAAAGGGUGGUGGCAAAGCCGUUGGUAAGGAUGCAGCAAAGGGCGGUGUCACGGAUGUCGAUGCAUCAAAGGGGUCUGGCAAAACCAAAGGUAAGGAUGCAGUGAAGGGCGGUGGCGGUGGUGGCAAAGGUGAUGGUAAGGACUCAGCCAGCAGCGGUGGCAAUGCCAUAGCAACAAAGGGCGGAGGUGGCACCAAAGGCGAUGGUAAGGCUCCAACAAAGGGGGGCGGUGGUAAGGACCCGGCCGAUCACCCACAGACACCGCCACCAAAGACUACAGCACACAGCCCGUGCACAGGUACUCCCCCGAGUCAGCCAUCGCCGGCAGGGUCACCAAACUGCUCGAUGAAGCCAAAGGGCAAAGGAUCAAGCGCAGGGCAGAUCAACGCCAACGCAAGUGAUGGAACCAAGGGCAAGGGCAGCAAGGGCGUGAGCUUGAACGGCAAGAGGAGUCGGAUAGCAACGGCAAGCGCAAGGCUGAUGGGGCCAAUGACCGGCCUAACGCGGUGGUCCGCCGGGUGUCCUUCGGAGGAGGCCGUGGGGGUCCGACCGUUGACUGACGAGGAACGAGCACAAAUUGAGGCUCUGCAGAAGCCCAGUGAUAUCCCGCUCCAGCAGCGCAAGGCCUUGAAUGAGUUCGCCUUUCUAAAGGCUUUCUUGUUGGACAAGGAGAAUUUGGCAACCAUCGAGGUCUCGCCGUACUACGAGGAGCUUUCUGAAAGCAAAGAGAAAGAGCAGUACGAAGAGCUUCCAUUGUGCAUCAUCAAGCAAAAGUACGAAGGUUUGCCAGGAGGGGUAGCCUUCGUGGAGAACAUCCAGAAGAGUCGUGCCAGCAUCAACAGAGUGGGCAACAAGACCACAGCAACGACGACUCCAUCUUCGAAUAAGGCGGAACGCACCGCCGUCGGAGAAGUGCUGGAGGGGAAAGUUGCUGAGAUGGGAAAGUUCACCACCACGGGAAAUCCCAAAGGAGGCAAAGGCCAAGGAAAGAAUCGAAAGGGCAAAAAGGAGCUGACUGCCGAGGAGCAGGAACAGAAGGCUUUCCACAAGGAUUUACAAUCGAUACGGGACCUCGCUGAUAAAGCAGUUACCGUUGCUGCCGGACUAGCUCAUUGUGGAUUGGCGAACCAGGAGUCGCAGGUCCAACAAUUGGGGUGGAUAUCUUCCGAGUGCACCCGUAUCCGCGACGAUAAAGACUUAGGCAAAGCCGCGGAGAAGCGAAAGCGCGAGAAAGCAGAAAAGGAAAAAGAGAAGAAGGAGCAGGCAGGCCAAGGCCAGGAAGAUGAUGAACAAUAUGAAGAUGAUGAAGGGGUUGAUCAGGAAACGCCAUAUCAGCAGGAAGCGGAGGAGGAAUGGCCCGAAGAGGCCGAACAGGCUUCUGCAAAGCGAGCCCGCUGCUAA
Symbiodinium sp. CCMP2592 is the source of this 2358-nucleotide messenger RNA. NCBI's taxonomy places the organism in Eukaryota, Dinophyceae, Suessiales, Symbiodiniaceae. The record is from the annotation of a GenBank genome assembly.